Molecule: messenger RNA, 360 nt
Organism: Emiliania huxleyi CCMP1516
Lineage: Eukaryota; Haptophyta; Isochrysidales; Noelaerhabdaceae
Exons: 2
Coding region: 1-360 (119 amino acids)
Source: RefSeq, a predicted model, not a curated record
AUGCCGCCUAAGAAGGCGGACGACUCGUUCAUCAAGCAGAUCGGCUCGUCGGUCGAAUGGCAGAACUCCGUCGUCAAGAACAGCGGCCAACUGGUCGUUGUCGACGUCUACUCAUCCAACUGGGGCCCGUGCGACAUGCUCGUUGGCCACUUCUCCAAUCUCUACUUUGAGCUAAGCGAGAAGCUAUCGUUUGGAUUCGCGCGGGCGGCGGCGGACACGGUGCCCGUCCUCAAGGACCUGGCCGGCGCUGCUGCUCCGACCUUCCUCUUCUUCUUGGACGGCAAGGAGGUGGCUAGGAUCGUCGGGCCACGAAUGACUGAGAUCAAAGCAAAGAUCAACGAGCUCUCGCCCAAGCUCUGA